This is a messenger RNA of Mytilus trossulus (common blue mussel), 387 nucleotides long. RefSeq names its product trigger factor-like. The coding region runs from base 1 to 387 and encodes 128 amino acids. Lineage: Eukaryota; Metazoa; Mollusca; Bivalvia; Mytilida; Mytilidae. The transcript has 2 exons. The record is from RefSeq and is a predicted model, not a curated record.
AUGAACACAGAGGAAAGUGACACAAUAAUGUCAACUCAAAAUGAUAAACAAGAGCAGUCUGAUGAAUCGGAUGAUGAUAGUGAUGAUGAUAGUGAUGAUGAUAUAGAUGAUGAUAGUGAAGUUGAUGAUGAUGAUGAUGGUGAUGAUGAGGAUGAUGAUGAAAAACGAGUUACUGUUGAUGAAAUCAUUUCGAAAGCGGUGAUAAAGAAAAGUAGAAUGUCGCCCGAUAAAUUUAUUGCGAAAAUAAAAGGGAACGAGAAACUUAUAAAAUAUGACCGAGGACGUGACAAAGUAGAAGAAGUUCUACCAACUGAUUCUGACUAUUACACAUUUAAGCAAAACGUCGAACAUGAUUUUCAAGAUUGUGGUGGUGUUGACACUUAUUAG